AGAUGGCGACAUUCCACAAAUCCGAACGAUCGAUCCGAAACGUGCAAUUAUAUCGAAGCGGUAAAUUAGAUUUGUCUUGAUUGAGCCCUGAGUUGAUGUCAACUCCGCCCGUGAAAAUACUUGAAUUGUCUUUUUCAGAUUCAUGUGAGACUAUUGAAUUAGAGGGAAAGCUGGAAGACGAGGUCAUGAUAGCGGCCAGUGAGCCUCGUGCGUAUGUCCCGUUCGGUCGCUCCAUCUCUCGCAAUCACCCCGGCCAAGAUGGCUUGCCCCAGCAGAAGGACCUUGUCUCCGAUCACGAUGUCCCUCUGGCUGCUUUCAAGGAUGUCUCUCUCAGAGAGGGCCCAGAGAGAGAAUCAUGGCAGAUAAGAGAUUGUACAGAUGCAGGGGACUGUGAAGAAGAGCUUUAUUUCAAAGAUAGGGUCGUUGUAUGGAGCAAAGGAUGCGGCUACUCGACGAGCACUGUUCAAAAAUCCUUCACACUCCAAGAUCCAGUUCUGCAGGUCGAAUGGAGUCGGUUUCGAAUACAAAGACAUAAACAGACUGACACCAAGCCAUCUCUUGCUGAGAAUAACCAAGAAGAGGAUGUAGCGGGCAUCAGUAUCACUCACCCUGCUAGCAUCACCGUCUUCACUGAAGCUGGAGAAAAAUUUGUGGCAUCACUUCCAUUUCAGGUCUCAAAAACAUGGAUAGUAGACGGAGGUAUGUUACUGGAACAAGCCGUCUCUCAGACAGAACUAGCCUCGGUUUUUGGCAAACGAGAGAAAGAGAAACUACCGACUCUUUUCAGUUUACUGCAUCCCCUUGAUGAACCAACCCCGGUAUUGUGUAGAAGUGGCAGCAGCGGAAACACUAGAGUCAGCUUCGUGACAGACCCAAUGCAACAGAUUGUCUUUACGAGUCAGAAACCUUCCCUGGUCAUGACCUUUGACCGGUCGAUCGGAGUCCACUCGGUCUGGGCAUUGAGAAAGGUCAAAGAAGAGGAGGCAAACACCGCAGUGAAGCUGUUAGAUGUCCUCAGUGGGUCUCUCUCCCUCCACUCCUCCAUGGCGAACACCACCGGUCUUGGAGCCACACCUAAGCACCAUAGCACCAGCUCUACAGCAAGCCUCCUGGCUGGCCUGAGCAUGAGUGCCCAGUCACGCCUUAGCAUGUCCAGCAUAUCGCCUGCCAUGUCACCGGCACCGGGGUUCCGGGGCUAUGCCCGCACCCUGGCCUCUCCUCAUUUGGCCUCCAGAGGGCAGAGUCCGGCCUUGUCUCACUCAGGAGUGAAUCGAUCCUACUCUCCAGGACACAGCCUUCCCUUCUUGUCUCCAGGAGUUAGCCAGACUCCUAGAUCAUCUUACCCUUGGACGCCCGGUGCAGGUACCACCAACGACAUGACAACAAUGUGUGAGGACAUUGAUGAACCGCUACUUCCCGAACUGUGUCUUGAGCAUUGCUGGACAGAACCUUUCACAGCUAAUAGAGAUGGCAUUCUGGGGCAAGCCUCCAAGGCGUUCUUGACCUCCGACCUGUCGGGUCAGGACUUCCUCUGCUUCCUCCUGCCACGUUAUCGUCAACUCAGGUGCCUGAAGUUCAACUCAAGUAACGACUGCACGCAGCUCAUCUUUGGCAGCCUUACUACGCUCCACGUCAGGGAUGCUGUACAGUUGGAGGAUCUGAAGAUGAUGGCUGUGGUCGAAGCCAACGGGAACCUGGCACUCUAUACCGGCAUCAACAAGGUCGGCAACAUCCUGCUCCCAGGGGUCGCCCCUACCAUCAUGGCCAGCAGCGUAGGACCAGGGGGUACUACCAUGCCACGCCCCAGUACCCCCCUGGAUAGCCCCUACCUGACGUCAUCCCACCUGACAGGUGCCUCGCCUACCCUGAAUGACGAGGUUGGACUUCUCUCACCGGUGCCCGGCGAGGUUAGUCACACCAAGCUCCAAGAAUCGACCUGCAGCGAAGACUUGACCCUGUCGCACAGCGCCACCAGUGGUCAACAUGUCGUCCGACUUCAGGAUCCAGUCAAGAAUAGAUUCACUGUGGUCCUGUCAAAUGAGACUAUGAUAAGGACAUCACUACCAAAAAUAUCAGUAUCAAAUACAGUUAAUCUGUGCCUUGAGGCUGUGAAGUAUGUGUUGCCAAGGGAUACAGCAAUCCAGUUCCAGGCAAAGUGGUAUUCCACCAAUCAUGCACCGGGAGAGAUCCGUGACCAAUCAGAGCUCAUGACCUUUGUGACCUGUUUGUUGAAUAUGAUGGGAUAUAAUACCGAACAGCUUAAUCUAUAUGGUCGGGACACCGAAUCAUCGGGUUCCCCUGGAGUGGCAGCCAAGAAACAUAAACCCUCAGGCUGGGAUGAGGACUGGGAAUAUCUCUUUUCCUCGGACUACCACAGCAAGGUGAAGGAUAACUUCCCAGCAUUCGGCCACCCUGAUAGGGCGCCCUCGCCCAGUGCAAAGGACACGGAAUCGUCCAACGACCCAGCGACUAACCGUAAACCCCUGGAAUCCUCGGCGCUUCUCUUCACUCAAAUACCUGGGCUGGCGUUUGUUCUUCAUCUUGUUUACGAGGAACUGAAAUUGAACAAGUUUUCGAAGGAGGAUGUGAAGGAAUUGGUUGUCGUUCUCAAUCAUCUAGCAUGUGAGUUGGAUUGGUGUCAGUACCAAGACUACUAUCUCAGAAACCACCCAAACCUGUUCAGUUCAACACCAGAGAAAAGCUUAACACCAGAAAUGAAGAAAGAUCUCCAGGUUCCUACGUUCUGGACCCCUCUACCCCCUAGCAUCCAUCGGUACCUCUACAACUACAUCAGGGGGGCAAAACAGGACCCCUUCCCGGUCUUGUCAGGUCUUUGCACCAGAACCAGUGAGGCAGUUUCUCUUUAUAUGCUUUGCAAGGAUGAAGGUAUCCCUGACAUAGCAGGCACACACAGACUCAGUAGAAGACAGUCUGUCAGUGCCUUCCCAUCGGAUCUCAAUUCCAUGGACGGCCUGAACGCUUUCCUGCUGCGCUACCCCGACCUCCCUCCGUCCCAGCGGACAGUGGUCUACAUGAGCCAGCUGGGGUACACCCUGGCCACCCUCAACUCCUUCCCUGUGGGCGUGGCCCUGCCCCUGAUGGAGGCCAUCUCUCAGAGUCGGGAUGCCCCGCCCUCCAGCUGGCCCAAGGGGGCGUACGACCUCCUCUGCAGGCAGGACCUCUCCAACCAGGUCGAGUGGCUUUCAGCGUCCAGUAAGAAACAUCACAGGUCGAAGAUGCACUGUGGUUCACAAGGGCUUGGUCUCAGCACCAUGGCAACCAAACAAGAAGAGCGAGAUGGGAUGGAGCAUCUGGACCAGGAGCUCCUUCGGCUCCGGUUCCCCGACGACCUCCGCGUCCAGGAGGUGAGACGUCUCCUCCAAUCGUCAAAGCCUGUCACCAUCGCUCUCACUCAGAAACCAGAGACAAGUGACCAUGAGUUCAUCGAAGAACAAGAGCUACAUCUCUUACUGGUCUCUCAACGAACAAUGGCUCUUCCAGUUGGCAGGGGCAUCUUCACACUCUGCACUUCCAAUGCUAUCAUCACGGAACCUCUUCACAUUCCAAAGUUGAACCUCACCGGCAAGGCUCCACCACGGAACAACACCAUAAACUUUGUGAACAUCGAUGUGCCAACCAACAUGAAUGCUUGGCCCUUGUUUCACAAUGGAGUUGCCGCAGGGCUUAAGAUUGCCAGAGGAGAUAAUCAGAUUGACUCUGCAUGGAUAGUAUACAACAGACCUCAGACGACCGAGUUAGCCAAUGAGCAUGCUGGAUUCCUAAUGGCCUUGGGUCUCAAUGGCCACCUCUCCAACCUGGAUAAACUCAAUAUACACAACUACCUCUGCUCCGGUCAUGAGAUGACGAGUGUGGGGCUUCUCCUUGGACUUGCAGCUGCAAAACGAGGUACGAUGGACGUCACUACCACCAAGAUCCUAUGCAUCCACAUCAGUUCCUUGCUACCUCCCACGUCCACCGAGCUCGACGUACCUCACAGCGUCCAGGUGGCAGCCAUCUUGGGAACGGGCCUCGUCUAUCAGAAGACAGCACACAGACAUGUUGCCGAAGUGCUGCUUGGGGAAAUAGGUCGUCCUCCAGGACCCGAGCUGAGUAACUGUACCAACCGUGAAUCGUACUCACUCGCUGCCGGGUUAGCCCUUGGUAUGGUCACACUAGGGCGUGGUAGUGGAGCUGUGGGACUUUCAGACCUGAACAUACCGGAUCAGCUAUAUCAUUACAUGGCUGGUGGACACAAGAAAAAUCUGAGUGGCCACAACAGAGAGAAGAAAUCACCAUGUUAUCAGAUACGAGAGGGGGAUCAGGUCAAUCUUGACGUGACCUCACCCGGAGCGACCCUUGCCCUGGGUCUUAUGUUCCUACAAACAGGCAAUAGAGCUGUUGCUGAUUGGCUAGCUGCCCCCGAUACCCAGUCACUGUUAGACAUGGUCAAACCAGACUUCUUGCUUCUCAGGGCCAUCAGUAGAGGACUGGUUUUAUGGGAUGACAUCAGACCAACCUGUGAAUGGGUUGAUAGUAAUAUUCCUCCUAUUGUGAAGAAGUAUGCUUUCAAGGCAAACUUAGAGGAGAGCAGUGGCGAGGAGGGAAUAGAAUAUCAGACAUUGAGCCAAGCUAUCUGUAAUAUAGGAGCAGGGGCUUGCUUUGUAUUGGGACUUCGGUUUGCUGGUACUGCCAACAAAUGUGCUUAUGAGUGUCUGCUCUCUUAUUUGAAGAAACUAAUGAACAGAGCUUCUCAGUCCCUUGUGGAUGUUGCUGGAAGAACAACCUACAAAACAUGUCUGUACACAAUCCUUCUUGCUUCAGCCAUGGUUAUGGCUGGUACUGGCGACAUUGAACUGUUGCGCGUCGCCCGCGGUCUCCGCAGCCGGGUCCACAACGACAUCUCGUACGGCAAUCACAUGGCAUGCUCCAUGGCCAUUGGACUCUUGUUCAUGGGAGGAGGGCGCUAUACCCUCAGCACGUCUCAGGAGUCCGUAGCUGCCCUUGUUACAAGCCUCUUCCCGUGUUUUCCAGGGAACAGUAAAGGCAACAGAUACCAUCUCCAGGCUUUGAGGCACCUGUAUGUGUUAGCAGCUGAGCCGAGGUUGAUCCUUCCUAAAGACGUUGGGACCGGCAAACCUUGCUAUGUACCUCUAGAAGUCACCCUAAAGGAAUCUGAGUGGCAUGAUGAGACGAUCUUGAAGCUGAUGGCGCCCUGCAUCAUCGGUGAACUAUCUACUCUCAAGAGGGUGCGGAUAGUAGGUCCCAGGUACCUCGGUGUGACCCUUGACCUUGAGCAUGACCUUGAGACCCUGAAAGGUCUCUUGACCUCUGGAGGAACCCUGUUUGUCAAGCAGAGAGCUGGACAUCUCUCUUACGCUGAAGAUCCUAAGGGAUACCGUAGUCUUCUGGCCCAGCUCUUGACCCACGAAACCUCUAACCAUUCGACCUCUGACCUCAAGCUGAUUGAGUCUUUCACCUCUGACCCCUACAUCCUCACCUUUGUGAAGCAGUUCUGCUGGUGGAACUCGGAUAAGCCGAAACAGGAAGAUGAGAAGUCGUUAAUGAUGGGUAGUUUGCUCUUUGAGAGUGUCACCAAGGAGAAGUUAUCAGUUCUACCAGUGCUUCUCGAACUACAUCAGUCUUUGGAACAGCCACUUGAGAGCUUGGAUGCAUCUGAUCUAUGGCAGCUCAAGCUGGUACUAGCCUACUAUAGCCAUCAUCCUGCCGUCAAAACUCCUGUGGACAAGUCUAACCAGACCACCGCACAGAGAAGAAGGCUGGUCCAUGCCGAGGCCUGUGCGCACUUCAAAUCAAGACUGGACUCGGUUCUCGACACAUGGCUGCAAGCUCACAGCAGUGAUGUCUUGAGCUACCUUCAGUCGGGAGCUCUCCCCACUGAUGGGAAGGACAGGGCUAUCCUCUACGUCUUCCUACAUGUCUAUGACAUCGCACAUUCCAGUAUGACGAGUCAGACAGCACUUCAAGUUACAGGGGACAGCUCUCUCCCAGAGGUCUAUACAGCUCUCAAGGAUUACCAACUGCCCAUGUCAACAGUUCUUAGGAUAUACCAAUGUUUGCAGAGGACCAGAUAGCACUAGGAUCCACUGAUCAAGGAUUCAGCAAAGACUGAUGCAAGUGUCUCCAGAAUUACUACAUUCUAACACCGGAUGUUCUAAGGAUUCUAUAAAGAAUGUUGUACUAAUGUAUCCAGGAUUACCAACUUCCAACGUCAGUAGUUCUUAGGAUAUUCCAGAUAGCACUAGGAUCCACUGAUCAAGGAUUCAGCAAAGACUGUGAUGCAACUGUCUCCAGAAUUACUACAUUCUAACACCGGAUGUUCUAAGGAUUCCAUAGAAAAUUUUGUACUAAUGUAUCCAGGAUUACCAACUUCCAACGUCAGUAGUUCUUAGGAUAUCCCAGAUAGCACUAGGAUCCACUGAUCAAAAAUUCAGCAAAGACUGUGAUUCUUGUGUCCUCAGGAGUGCUACCUUCCAAUGUCAGAUGUUGAUAGGAUAUAUUAAUGCUCGCAGAGGAUCAGGUUACACCAGAAUAAACUUCACAUUGAUCAAGGAUUCCAUAGAGAAUGUUGUACCAAUGUAUCUAGGAUUACCAACUUCCAAUGUCAGCUGUUCUUAGAAUAUACCAAAAAAAAUUCAGAGGACCAGAUAGCAGUAGCAUCCACUGAUCAAUGAUUCAGUAAAAACAGUGAUUCUAGUGUCCCCAGAAGUGCUACCUUCCAAUGUCAGCUGUUCUUAGAAUAUACAAAAAAAAUUCAGAGGACCAGAUAGCAGUAGGAUCCACUGAUCAAUGAUUCAGUAAAGACUGUGAUUCUAGUGUCCCCAGGAGUGCUACCUUCCAAUGUCAGAUGUUGAUAGGAUAUAUUAAUGCUCGCAGAGGAUCAGGUUACACCAGAAUAAACUUCACAUUGAUCAAGGAUUCCAUAGAGAAUGUUGUACCAAUGUAUCUAGGAUUACCAACUUCCAAUGUCAGCUGUUCUUAGAAUAUACCAAAAAAAAUUCAGAGGACCAGAUAGCAGUAGCAUCCACUGAUCAAUGAUUCAGUAAAAACAGUGAUUCUAGUGUCCCCAGAAGUGCUACCUUCCAAUGUCAGCUGUUCUUAGAAUAUACAAAAAAAAUUCAGAGGACCAGAUAGCAGUAGGAUCCACUGAUCAAUGAUUCAGUAAAGACUGUGAUUCUAGUGUCCCCAGGAGUGCUUCCUUCCAAUGUCAGAUGUUCUUAGAAUAUACUAAUGCUUGCAGAGGACCAGGUUACACCAGAAUGAACUUGACAUUGAUCAAGGAUUCCAUAGAGAAUGUUGUACCAAUGUAUCUAGGAUUACCAACUUCCAAUGUCAGCUGUUCUUAGAAUAUACCAAAAAAAAUUCAGAGGACCAGAUAGCAGUAGCAUCCACUGAUCAAUGAUUCAGUAAAAACAGUGAUUCUAGUGUCCCCAGAAGUGCUACCUUCCAAUGUCAGCUGUUCUUAGAAUAUACAAAAAAAAUUCAGAGGACCAGAUAGCAGUAGGAUCCACUGAACAAGGAUUCAGUAAAGACUGUGAUUCUAGUGUCCCCAGGAGUGCUACCUUCCAAUGUCAGAUGUUCAUAGGAUAUACUAAUGCUUGCGGAGGACCAGUUUACACCAGAAUGAACUUCACAUUGAUCAAGGAUUCCAUAGAGAAUGUUGUACCAAUGUAUCCAGGAUUACCAACUUCCAGUGUCAGCUGUUCUUAGAACAUACCAAUUUUUUUCAGAGGACCAGAUAGCAGUAGGAUCCACUGAUCAAGGAUUCAGUAAAGACUGUGAUUCUAGUGUCCCCAGGAGUGCUACCUUCCAAUGUCAGAUGUUCUUAUACUAAUGCUUGCAGAGGACCAGUUUGCACCAGAAUGAACUUCACAUUGAUCAAGGAUUACAUAGAGAGUGUUAUACUAUGAACUAGAUAGCAGUAGGAUCCACUGAUCAAGGAUUUGCUUAAGAUUGUGAAACCAGUGCCUCAAGGACUACAAGUUGUCCAUGUUGGUUGUCCUUAGGAUUUACAGAUGGACCAGAAAGUGGUAGAAUCCUUGAGGAAUACUAAUCAAGGAUUCAUAGAUAGAGACUGUUUCACUAUUGUCUCCAGAAUAUCUACCUUCCAAUGUCAAUUUUCUCACAAUAUUCCAAUGUUUCCACAUGACCAGAUUGCGCUAUUUUCAAAGAUCCCUGAAGAACUGUGCAUUGAUCAAGGAUUCAAUAAAAACUGUUAUACUAGUGUCUCCAUAAUCACUACCUGUCCAUGUCAGUUGUUCUCAGGAUAUACUAAUGCUUACAGAGGACCGGAUAGCAGUACGAUCUCUGAGGAACUGUACAUAGUUCAGGUGGUCAUCUAGUUUUCCAUCCUAGUAUGUGCAGCGACCAAGACUUAUGUACCAGCCGCAGAGGCAUCUUGCUGAAAGUGUCAACAUGUUUGACUUGUCACUGCCUACAUCAACUGAAAGGAAUAGCGAAGGCUUCUGAUUCACCUAUGCAUUUCGUUAACCGGUUUUCUGCUUGCUGUUAGUGACAGAAGAUGGACGUCCUCUUCAUACAGUCUAUACCAAUUUGACCGAUUUUUACCUUGGAGGGUUUCCAUGAAGACUCACAUAUAGGAGGGUGCAACAGCAGAAUGAGCCAUAUUCUGUAGGAUGCAGGUAGCCAUUUCAUAAACCUGUUUUAAGUUAUGACUGACUUUACAACUGAUUGGAACAUUCUUUUAGGGUCUAUAUCAGAUAAAGAUUCAUCUAAUAAGCAUUUUAAUGCAAGAUUUACUAUUAGUCAAAUAUAACACAGGUUACUCAAAAUUCUGUUUAACUUUGAUGAAAAAAAACCAGGAAGAAUUCCUGACAUCCCAUUCAGCACAAAAACAUGUUCCAGUAUAGCGUAACCAUAUAAACAGUUCAUGAAAAAGCCCCAAGUAGCUUUUAAAAAUUCAGGCAUGAUAUUCUACUAAUUUUAAUCCGAUUUCUGACAAUUAUCUUAUUUUUUCAUAAUUGUGAAUUGUAAUAAAAGAUCAUGUUUAAAAAGAAAACAAAUU
Lytechinus pictus (painted urchin) is the source of this 9043-nucleotide messenger RNA. Its product is annotated as anaphase-promoting complex subunit 1-like. Gene Ontology annotation, molecular function: molecular adaptor activity. Gene Ontology annotation, cellular component: anaphase-promoting complex. The record is from RefSeq and is a predicted model, not a curated record. Bases 96 to 6092 code for a protein of 1998 amino acids. Gene Ontology annotation, biological process: metaphase/anaphase transition of mitotic cell cycle; anaphase-promoting complex-dependent catabolic process; protein K11-linked ubiquitination. NCBI's taxonomy places the organism in Eukaryota, Metazoa, Echinodermata, Echinoidea, Temnopleuroida, Toxopneustidae. The transcript has 47 exons.